Molecule: messenger RNA, 3106 nt
Organism: Megalobrama amblycephala (Wuchang bream)
Lineage: Eukaryota; Metazoa; Chordata; Actinopteri; Cypriniformes; Xenocyprididae
Exons: 11
Coding region: 1891-2385 (164 amino acids)
Source: RefSeq, a predicted model, not a curated record
CGAUGCCUCUGUUUAUGUUUGUGUAAAGAGAUGUUUGCUGCUCGAGAGUCUGCGCUUUCCUACAUAACGGGAAACUUAGUUCUCAGCCGGUGAUAUCGUUCUCUAAACACCGAAGUAACACGAAAAGUGUGACAAAUCUUUAGAGAUAAACUGUACACUUAUGUCUAAACGAUGUUUGAAUGCAUUAAAAUAUUAAUAUGAGCACUACGGUUACUUAAACACCUCAGAUUGGUCAACAUUUUCAACAGAAAUCCCUGUGAUUGGCUUGUGGCAGGGCCGUUUAAUUAACAUGGCACUAAUAGAUCACUUUAAUUUAUUUAGGCUACUUUUCUCUUUUAUUUAACAAUACACAGUAUUUGUUAUGCAGUAAUAAAUCUCUGUUAAUCCUGCAAUAAAAAUACAUUAGGCCUACUGCCAUACCCAUUAAGGUGACCAUGUGACCUAAUGGAGCCGAACACAAGGCAUUUCCCUGGAUCUGACACAACUGCCCUAAAAGAAGUUCAUCUUCACUUGUGUCAAAUGCUGCCGUAAGAUCAAGGAGAACGAGAACUGCACACUUUCCUGACUCAACAGCGAGCAAUAAAUCAUAGUUCACUUUUAAAAGUGCAGACUCUGUACUGUGUUUAGACCUGAAACCUGACUGAAAUUGAUCAUUUCAUUCAAAAAUUAGAACAGCUGAUGAUAAAUAGUCUUCUCUAAAUUUUUAGACAAAAAUAAAGACAUCUUUGAUAUCAGGUGAUAGUUACUAAGAACUACAGGAUAGGCUUUAAACAAGAUUUAUGAUGCAUAAACAUCCAGAACCUGGAGACGUUGUCGAGAGGGAAUGACAUCUAAUGGUCUCAAGUGCUGAACUAUAUCUACAAGAUCAGAAAGAGAGAGGCUCAAAAUUAGAAAAAGUUUUUGAGCGAGGAGUAAAUUCUAGAGAGUAAUCUUGCCAGUGAAAUAUUUCUCAAUCUCAAAUCACUCUUUUGGCAAAGUUAGACAGCAUUUGCAGAUCUCAUGCAGUCUCGGUGAGAAGAACAGGCAGAAAUUAGACAAAGGGAAAUGAGUAACUGCAGAAGAAGAUUAUGAAACUGCUUUAGUGAGGAGCGGUUUCCAUUAGAGCCGAAAGUGAAAGUAAAUCUGAGUAGCUCGACUCCUGAAGCGUUAUCCUGAGUUUUUGUGACCUGUUCGCACUGAGAGAGAGUUUAAAUGGCAUUGACAUCUAAAACACUUCCUGUGACCAGCAGCUCCAGUCCAGAUGAUCCAGCGACAGAAACAUUCAUCUGGAAACACUGUACUGGGAGAAAAUGGAUAUAUUAUAAUGAAUAAGCAUGAAGCUGAUGUUUGUGAGGAGAAAACUCAUGUUGGUGAAUGCAGGUGAUGAAUGUGAUUCUGAUCUAAUGUACUCCACUCCGGAACCGAUGCUUGUGGAUCGAGUCACGGAUGAAGAUGAAAGAAAACUGGAGAAACUUAAAGAAGUGCACCUCACACUUUGGAAACUCCUGAUCUCCAAUGGGAUUGAGUAGCGGAGGAACAGAACUGGACUGGAACAUUCACAGUAAUCGGUUCGACACCUUACACUGAAUGUAACUGGACUGGAAUAUAGUGGACUGGACCGAGGAGGCGCUCGAUCUCUGCUUGUGUUCAUUAUACAGGAUCAUGAAAGAAACACACCUUGAGAACAUCUGGAGGGCUGUUCUGCAAACCAAACAUUCUGAAAGAGGAUUAUUCUGCAAACCGUACACUCUGAGAGAGGGGAUGUUCUGCAAACCACACGCUCUCUGAGUGGGCUAAUCUAUGUGGUGGCGUCACGAAGGUCUGGUAUAAAUGGCUCGUGCAUUCAACAUCAGAGCUGUCACAGGAUUCCUGCACUUACUUUGAGGAAGGAGCCGAUUUAAGCAGUGGAUCAUGUCUAUCAUCAACAUGACGUGUGGAGAGAUUCAGUCCUCAGUGGGGUUUGUGUUCGUGAUUCUGCCUGUGAUUCUGAAUCAAACACUCAAUGAUCCUGACUGUGAGCAGAGCUGGUAUACUGAGGACGGGCAUCUGUUAGCAGAUCCUUCAGAUCCACACAAACUGAUGUAUCCCGUGACGUCUGUAUCAUCUGAUCGACUCGUCACUUCUGACUGUGUGGAUGAACUUCAUCAUGAGAUUCAGUGUCAUUCUAAAAGAAUCACACAUGAGACCGUGUUCAGAGUGAGGAAUGAAACUGCAGCGACUCCAAACUCAGAUGUUCUGGAUGAAGUGACUCCAUCUCUCCAGCUCUCAGAUCACUUGUGGUGGAUUUCUGUUCUUGUCAUCAUCUUUCUUCUGGCAUUUCUCUGUUUCAUGCUGCGUAAAAGGAUCUUCAGAGGGAAGCGCGGCUCACCUGUGAGCAUGAGGAUGAUCCAGGGAACAGGGAUCUGAAGGUUGGACCUGAUGAUCCUCGUUCACUGCAGGAAUCUUCAGUGUCCAGAUGAUGAUCACCAUCUGAUGCUUUGAAUCAACAUCACAGCUCAUUUUUAAUAUGUACUCCCCUUACACCGCCUUGUUUUUCCUUCACAACGAAGUACAAAGUGGAUUUCCAGACCCUUCACUGUCUCUGUUCCUCUCUGUUGAAAUGAGCUGCUGACCUCCAUACGACCUUCAAGAAGCAGCUAAAGACACUUGUUCUGCAUGCAUUUAAUGAACCCACAAGCUUAAAGCAAGGCACUUUGUUAGACAAAAACAUUCUCCUCUUCUCUAUAGGGGUGUAAAGGCUCCGGUAUACUUCAAACGAAAUCGAAGAAAGAACUGAUGUGACGUCAUUUCGAACAAGAUCAGGCCAAAACAAAGUUCGUUUUGUGUUCUUUUUGGAAGUUCGAAACAGCUUGCCAAAGCAAACUUUCAGGAAAAGUUCAUUCCAGCACCAAAACACCUUCGUACUACCAUUGGUCAGUGACGAUAACAUAACAGGAGGUGUGCGCUGAGGCUCCGCCUUCACUCGCGUGGACCACUGACUCAUUUGAUCUGUUGAGUUUGUUCAGAUAAGAUCGGGUGAAAACAUGAACAGGCUAGAUAGCUGCUUUAUAGUACAAAAUGAAGUUGUGCUUGUAAAAAAUGAGGCACUAACACUGUUUUUCAUGUUUGAUAAAGCUGCUUGAUUUUA